UGAGACUAGUGCAUAACCGCAAAAAACUCCAACUUUAUCAGUGAAGAAUACAGCAGCGCAAGACAGAAGGACGAUGAUGCGGGUCUCCAGCGCCGGGACCGGCUGAUCGGGUCAGACUCAUCGAUAACAGUGAUCUACAACCGAUUUCUAAUAUUGGAAGGAAGGCAUUUGAAAGCAAGCACCUUAAAUACUGGACAUCUGACUUCUCUGUGGUGUGCCAGCCCUCUGUGGUCUCCCCAUGCCUCCCUCUCCUCUUGACGACAGAAUUGUGGUGGCGCUGCCAAGGCCGAUACGACCUCAGGAACUCCAACUCUGCCUGGACACCAGCUACCUGGAAACCACCGUGGGCGCCGUCGGUAAGUCGACGGUAAUCAAAAGCACCACUGUGGUGAAGAUCCAGGCGACUAAGCUAUCGUAUAUGCCCUCGUCCAGCGGCUCCACGCGCUCGCUCACGUGUGGAUGCAGCAGUGCCAGCUGUUGCACGGUGACGACCUACGAGAAAGACGGACAGACCCAGAAACUGAGCCAGGUCAGUGCAAGCAGCCCCAACUUGAACUCCGGAGUCAGCUAUGGCGUCCACGGAAUUUCCCAAACGGCGAUGGUGGGCCACAGCGAGGCCUACAGCGCACCCAGUCUCACCUCCAGCCUGGGCAGGGGUGGUUUGCGGGUCAUCCACCCCAAUGAGCUGGCCAAGAAGCUGACGCAUUGCCCCAUGGGCCACCCCAUUGGCCCGGUGCCCGUCAUUAUUGACUGUCGGCCCUUUAUGGAGUUUAACAAGAGUCAUAUUAGGGGUGCGGUGCACAUCAACUGUUCAGACAAGAUCAGUCGCAGGCGACUCCAACAAGGGAAGAUCACGGUGUUGGAUCUCAUUUCUUGCCGUCAGAGUAAAGACUCCUUCAAGGGGAUUUUUUCCAAAGACCUUGUGGUGUACGAUGAAACCACGAUAGACCCAGGGCGGUUAACGCCCUCUCAGCCCCUGCAUGUGGUCCUGGAGUCUCUGCGAAGAGAAGGGAAGGACCCAAUCGUACUUAAAGGAGGUCUCGCUGGUUUCCGUCAGAAUCAUGAUGAUCUAUGUGAACACUCUCUCCACCUGGAGGAAGGGCAGGACGGCAGUACCACAGUGGGCCUGUCGGGGGCGCUACCUCACUCUCUGCCCUCCACACCUGAUAUAGAGAACGCCGAGCUGACGGCCAUCCUCCCCUUUCUGUUCCUCGGUAACGAGCGAGACGCUCAAGAUCUGGAGCAAAUGCAGCGAAUGAACAUCGGUUACAUCCUGAACGUCACCACACACCUGCCGCUGUUUCAUUAUGACCUUGGACUCUUCAACUACAAGCGUUUGCCCGCCACUGACAGCAACAAACAGAACCUGCGGCAGUACUUCGAGGAGGCCUUCGAGUUUAUAGAAGAAGCCCAUCAGGCCGGACGGGGUCUCCUCAUCCACUGCCAGGCUGGCGUGUCGCGAUCGGCCACCAUAGUCAUCGCUUACCUGAUGAAACACACCUGGAUGACGAUGACGGACGCCUACAAGUUCGUCAAAUCCCGACGGCCGAUUAUCUCCCCCAACCUCAACUUCAUGGGUCAGCUUUUAGAGUUCGAAGAAGACCUUAAUAACGGCGUCACUCCACGUAUACUCUCGCCCAAACUCACCGGCGUUGAGACUGUUGUAUAGUUUGGUAAGAGAGGCCUACGAGGUGUUAUACAGUCAGUAAAAGAGGAUCUUUUUUGGGCAAAAGGAGGAUUUCCAAGCAGAAAAUCCUUUAACAUUGCCAUUUUAAGGCAAUUUAACAUCAUUGUCAACCCAUAUGGAUGAGACUGUUUGGACAAGGGUUGAACAGAGGAUGAGGAAAAUGCAAAACAAACCGUCUUUUGCUGUCCGGUCCUGUUUAAGACAAACACUGUGAUGCGGUCAUACGUUGGUUAUUCGGCCGCUGGUGCUGCCUGAAGCCCCCAAACGAGUCUGGCUUUUCGCCUGUCUGAAAAGAUGAAGGCUUGUUUGUUGUUCCAACGUUCUUAUUCUAUUUUUAUACAGGAGAGCGACCACUGGCGUGGUCAUGACCCGCUAACAGUGGCUUCACUGUGCAAUAAUUUCAGAGUGGAAUGCAACCAGAGGCGUGAUGUGUAUAUAUAUAUAAAGACUUACAGGCGACCUAGUUUUAUACAUUAUUUUUGUGUUAUUCUUAUCGAUCUUUUCAUUCGAGUUCAGUUUAGCGGUGAUCAUCUGUUUAGCAGAUGAUCUGUAUGACGUCAUCAAAGCAUUUAUCAUGCAUAAAAACACCCCAAACCAGCUUUAUGUACUGUAUGUUUGUGGCUGUGUGUGUAUUUGUCAUUGUUUUUAUCACGGACAAUCAGGUCAACUUGUUUUGCAAUUUCGUUUGAAAGUCCAUUAAAGGAAUAUUCCGGGUUCAAUACAAGCUGAGCUCAAUCGACAACCUUUGUGGCAUAAUGAAAUAAUAAUUUCGACUCAUCCCUCCUUUUCUUUAAAAAAGCAAAAAUUGAGAUUACAGUGUGGCAGUUACAAUGGAAGUCAAUGGGAUCAGUGUGUAAAUGUUAAAAUACUCACUGUUUUAAAAGUAUAGCCACACGACAUAAACAAUAUGUGUGUUAACAUGAUGUUAGUGUGAUAACCGCAUCUGUGUAAAGUUAUAGCCAAUUUUACAACUUCACAUUUUUGCCUUUACACCCUCCAUAAAUUGGCCCCAUUGACUUCCACUGUAAGUGCAACGAGUCAAAAUACAUUUUUGUGGUUAUCAACAUAAUGCCACAAAUGCUGUCGAUUGAGCUUAACUUGUAUUGAACCCGGAAUAUUCCUAAAAUAAUAAACUACUGCAUGACUACUAAAAGCAUAUGGACAACUAUAAAAUGUACUCUGUUGCUAUGAUAUCAUCUAUAUAUAGUUAAAAGCAUUUGCUUGAAGUAUAAAGAAAUAAUUCACCCAAAAAUAAAGAUUCUGUCAUCAUUUAUUCACCCUUGUGUCGUUUUAAGACUUCUUGAUGUGAAGCCUUAAUAGCUCUAGUCCCCGUUCACUACUAUUGCAUGGAAAAGAGCAGCCAAAACAUUCUGCAAAAUGUCUCUUUUUGUGCACCACAGAAGACAGAAAGUCAUACGGGUUUAGAAUAACACGAUGGUCAGUAAAUGAUCGCCAAAUCUGACAUUUUUUUGGGUGAGCUAUCCCUUAAAGUCACCAUCGCACAUUGAGUCUGUUUGAUGUUUUCAAUAUUCAAGCGUGUGUAUGAAAGAGAAACGUAUCUAAUGUAUAUUGCUCUUGUGUGUAUGUGUAUGUUUUCUGUUUGAAGGAUUCACUGUGCUCCAGUUCAGGUGAAAUGCCCUUUCACGACCUCAAGCUGGCCAGACGGUUUGAAACCAGACAGAUAUGUCGUAGUGAAUUUCCAUUUUUAUGCUCACACGUCAAACUUCGCUUCAGUGAUGAUAAUAAUAGUGCCUCUAUUGGUGCCUUAACUCACGAUAAACUCUUUUUGUUUUACUUUUUGUUUGUUUGUGACUGUGUUAAAGGGGAUGGCUUUAAAAUGAGAAUUUCUUUGUAAGCAUCAUGGACGUCUUUGUGUUUUUAAUGUGUUACUGAUCUCAACAUUAUUGAUGUAGGCUAUUUACACGUCAUUCUAAAUCAGGGGUAAGUUCUUAUUUCUCAUAAAAUAACUAAAACGCUGUGAAAUAACAAAACUCUGGGCUGGUCUAAAUAUUUAAAUUCAAAUGGUAAAAGAUAACCAUUUAGUACGGUGUUAUUAGUGUGCAACCUGUCAAAAUCUCUUUGCAAAAUUGAUAAAAAUGUUUUAAUAUUCAGCUUUUACACUUCCUGCACUUUGGCUGAUAAUUUGCAUAUUACUGCUUUUGUUUAAUUAAGAGGUAGUACACCUUAAAGUAGUGCUAGUUUGAUGGGUUACACUUCAGUGUUACCUUGAACAGUUUAAAUAACAUUAUUAGUGUGUUUUUUAAUGUUCAGUACUGAUACAAUAUCCAGAAAAAAUGGUGGCCAAUAAUGUCGAUAGCCUUUAUACAUAACACCGUAACUAUUUAAAAUAGUUACAAGAUAUUUCUGGUCUCUUAUCAAUAAUAAAAUAUCUAUGUAAAAUUGGUCUCUUAUUGAUGAUAAUAAUAUUAUUUAAUUAUAAUUAAUGUAAAAAUAAUAACAACAAAACAAUAAUAAAUAAUAUUAAUAUUGUUGUUAUAACUUAUUGUUUUGUUGAUUGUUAUUAAAUUAAUUAUAAAAUUAUAAUAUUAAAUAAUUAUAAUUAAUUUAACAUAAAUAAUAAUACUAUUAUUAUUAUUAUUAUUAUUAAAGUAAUAAUAGCAAUUAUUAUAAGUAAUAAUAAUAAGUUAAUAUUAUUAUUAAUAAUAAAAUAUAUUAUUGUCAUUAAUACUACUACUACUAAUAAUAAUUAAAACCCGGAAACCCUAUUAAUCUCUAUACUCACUUUUUUAUACUUAAUUUUAUUAAUUAGACUUUACAUACAGCUGUCAAAUAAUCAGAAAACCACCUACAUGUUCACUUGUUUCUCUUUCUUAGUUCUUCCUGCAGCUUCAACCUCCUAUAAACCAACAGAAUAUAUCAUUAAAUUAAAAUGUUGGAUGAUAAUAACUGAAUGCAAAGCACAUUUUUAAUAUUGAAAUAUAUUGCUUCUAAGCUUUUCUGCAUAUUUACUGCUACAAAAGGUGCAACAAUUCUGUAACACUGACGUUCACCUGAUGUAAAAUGUAACUUGCAGUCUCUUUAUGUUUAAAUGAUUGUUUUAUGUCCCUUUUUUGUAACACUGUGUUUUUUUACGAGUGCGACCCAGAACAUCGGACUCCGGUUUUAAGGAUUUAAAGGGCAAAAAAUGUUUCUGGGUACACUCAUCAAAAUAUGGGACUUUUGCAGCUCUUUCCAGAGAUUUGCCAAUGGAUCUCUAUGCAUUGUUUAUAUGUUUUGCACUGACUUUUAAAAAGCUGUUUAUUUUUAUUUAUUAUUUUUCCCACAAAGGUGCUAUAACGCUGGAGGCCUUCCACACUGUUUGCAUGACCUGCUUUGGUAAAGUCUCUUCCUGUGAGCCGAGCGCUCUAUUUAAAUGUCAGAGUUGAAAACAGUGUUAUUUUCUAAUGUGGGGUUUGGAAAUAAACAACAAAAACAGAAACAA
This is a messenger RNA of Myxocyprinus asiaticus (Chinese sucker), 5129 nucleotides long. Its product is annotated as dual specificity protein phosphatase 10-like. The record is from RefSeq and is a predicted model, not a curated record. Gene Ontology annotation, biological process: negative regulation of JUN kinase activity; protein dephosphorylation. Bases 239 to 1669 code for a protein of 476 amino acids. Gene Ontology annotation, cellular component: cytosol; cytoplasm. The transcript is spliced from 4 exons. Lineage: Eukaryota; Metazoa; Chordata; Actinopteri; Cypriniformes; Catostomidae. Gene Ontology annotation, molecular function: protein tyrosine/threonine phosphatase activity; MAP kinase tyrosine/serine/threonine phosphatase activity.